Molecule: messenger RNA, 1322 nt
Organism: Phalaenopsis equestris
Lineage: Eukaryota; Viridiplantae; Streptophyta; Magnoliopsida; Asparagales; Orchidaceae
Source: RefSeq, a predicted model, not a curated record
GAAGUCGCCGGCGGCGCUGCGUUAGCCAUUGAGGAUGACGAUGAGUCCAAGACGAGGAACCACGGCCCGCUUGGUGCGCGGCUUUCGAGGAUGCUCUGCUUUCGGAUAGCACAAAGCCGUCGUUCUUGUUUCUUACCAGUGGCUUUUCUUCUCAUCCUCAUCGUUGCUCUCUUCAUCAGGCAUCACUUUGGCCCAAGGGAAUGCGAGUCCCGAGACGGUUCCUUCACCCGCAUGGCCAUGUUUUCAGGGAGCAUUGGCGGGCUAGCCUCCGAUUUUGGGAUCCUUGGCGUGCCCUGGUGUAGAUCGAAAGAUGGUAGAACAGUGGAAUGGGGUCCCAUGGAUUUGAUUAAGGGAUUAGAAGAGUUUGUGCCAAUCUAUGACACUCGGCCUAUAAAAAACAACACACAUGGAAUGGGAUUUGAUCACAGCUUUGGUCUUUGGUUCAUGGCACGGUGGCUAAAACCGGUAUUAAUGAUUGAGAGUGGAGUUUUCAACGGGCAUUCCACUUGGGUUCUACGCCGGGCAAUGCCAGAAACUCCGAUCAUAUCUCUUUCACCGCGCCAUCCAGAAAGUUAUCUGAUGGAGGGCCCUGCUUACGUUGAUAAAAACAGCACAUAUUUUGCUGGGAAUGAAUUUGUGGAUUUUGGGAGUAUUGACUGGGGAAAUGUUUUGGAGAAGCAUGGAAAUUUUGAUAUCAAGCAGGUUCUUAUUUUCUUUGAUGAUCACCAAAAUCAUUUGAAAAGACUGAAGCAAGCACUAAAGUUUGGCUUUCAGCAUCUCAUAUUUGGGGACAACUGUGAUACUGGAACUGGGGAUCAUUAUUCGCUAAGGCAGAUAUGUGAUCAAUUCUAUGUUGGAGGUGGUGGGCAUAGCUGCUUCAUAGAUGGAGACGAAGCAAGAAUAAGGAGAAAAAGAAGAAAGAUGUGGGAAAACGCUGUGGACAUAGAAGAGUUAUGUGGUAAUGGGAAGGCAUGGUGGGGUGUCAGAGGAGAGCUACGAGAUGAUUUGAACCACAGCAACAGAGAAAUUUCUUAUUUCGACCAUUUUCACAUUAGCAGGUUUGUGGAGUCAUUGCUUGAUGUGUACUGGGAGUUCCCGCCCGUCGCUGGGCCCUCUCUCACCCACCAAACUAGUUAUGACCCAGCACGCACGUCAAAUCCCAUCGUCGAGGAUGGCCAAUAUUUGCUUUUCAAAAGACUUGGCCUGGCCAGGCUCGAUGCCUCCGUAUUCAACUGGUACAUCCAGAUGGUCUAUUUGAAGAUAUCUUCACCAAGCUCGAAGCAUUUGGUUGUGUAAUAGGAGAUAAGGGAUUUACAUGCAUA